GUCUGACUGUCGCUCAGUGUACAUGUCACACUCGGUGAAUUAUCUGCCGCGCGAUUUGUGGAUUAUAAAUUUGUGACAGUGUUUCAGUGUGUGUAAAGUGUAUGUGAUUUUAGUAUUUUGAUUGCGGAAACGAGCUUGUAUCGAGCUAUUGAGUCGUGAAGAUUUAUGGUAUUCGGAGAUACGAAUGAUAACGUAAGCGAAGUGUAAGAAUGAAGAGGACAUAGAAAACAAUGUGUACUACACUUGUUGAAACAAAAACCGAAAGAGUGAAAAAGAAAAGGAUGACCGAAUGAGAGAGCAACAAUGGUGCCAAUAGACAAAAUCUGUGGUGUUGAGGUCACCGUGAAAGUGAAGUGGGAAAGAUAAAGGCUAGGCCUUAUGGAUCAAGUAAACGUGACAGUGAACGCAACAAACAACGCGACAGGCGGCAAAGAUGAAGAAUGGACGGACUCGGUGGCAUUCAAGAUUCGGACCGCCAUACUACUGCUGAUUGUCAUCAUGGCUGUGCUUGGCAACAUGCUGGUCAUCGUCAGUGUUAUGAGACACAGAAAACUGCGCGUAAUCACCAACUAUUUCGUGGUAUCCCUUGCAUUCGCUGAUAUUCUGGUAGCAAUGGUCGUGAUGCCAUUCAACUUCAGCGUGCAAUUCUACAACGAAUGGAUCUUCGGCACUGUAAUUUGCGACCUGUGGAAUUCAUCAGACGUCUACUUCACGUCUACGUCUAUAUUGCAUCUGUGCUGCAUAUCGGUGGAUAGAUAUUACGCAAUCGUGAAACCUUUGAAGUAUCCCAUCAAGAUGACUAAAAAGAUGGCGUUCGUUAUGUUAGCUGCAACAUGGCUGAGUCCUAUAACAAUAUCAUAUGCUCCUAUCUUCAUGGGUUGGUACACCACCAGUGAAUACAUCAGAACAAGAGAGCAAAACCAAUGCGAGUUUAAAGUUAACAAGCCAUAUGCAGUCAUAUCAAGCUCCAUUUCUUUCUGGAUUCCUUGUACUAUCAUGAUAUUCACCUACUUGGCGAUAUUCAAAGAAGCAAACCGCCAAGAAAAAGCUUUACAUGCACGGGCAGGCAAUGCCAUGCUAAUGCAUCGACAUUCAAGAGAAGUUGGUGAUAAGAAUGGUGCACUUCACAUCAAUGCCACCACUCCAACCAAAGAUAGAAAUAUCCUUAAAAUGAAAAGGGAGCAUAAAGCAGCCAGGACCUUGGGCAUCAUCAUGGGAGCUUUUAUUCUAUGCUGGCUGCCUUUCUUCCUAUUUUACUUGUCCACCUCGUUAUGUGAUACUUGUGAAUAUCCAGAAGUUUUGACUGUAAUCAUGUUUUGGACUGGUUACUUCAACUCCGCGUUGAAUCCCAUAAUCUACGCUUAUUUCAAUAGGGAUUUCCGAAAUGCAUUCAAGAAUACCUUAGCUUGUGCGUUCUGUAGUUACUGUCGUCGUAAUUCGAUGGACUCUGAUGCGUUAGAGAGGCUUGACAGGCGUAGUUCGACUCAACAACUAAGAGUGCCAAUCUCCUCAAGAAGACAAUCGGAUCUAGCAUCCCUUUGAGUGUCACCCAAUUUUGAAGUGACUACCGUUUGACGGGCCUAGUGAAUCAACGAAUAUUACUGUACUUAGUGUAAAUUUUAGUGAAAUACAAGUUCCUUUGUUUAAAGAUAAUUUAUUUUGUGGUAGAUAAGUUGUUAGAUGUAAGUAUGCGAGUUUAUUUUAGUGUCUGUAAAUACGUAAUAAAAGUUAGUAAGGGCGAUUGCCAAAUUGAGAUUUGUAUUAUUAGUAAUAUAAAUUUUAUAGCUGUAAUUUAAUUUAGAAAAGAAAAUAAGCAAUAAGUAGCUAAAAUCUAGUUAUCGUAAUAGAUCUAAUUACUGUUGAAAGACUUGAAAUUUUCUGUUAAUUAGGCGAUUGUGUACAGAACGUUCGAGACUAAACUAAUUGAGGAGAUUUAGGCAGAAUUUACUUGCGAUUUUAAUAUGAAUACUUUUAGUUCGUUUAAAAAUACGAAUCAGAAAACUGAUGAGUUUAAAACAUUAAAAAAACUGAAUAUAAAUAUGGAUUUUUAAAUACUUAGACUCAUAAAAAAUUAAAUUCUUAAUCUAAACGAGUUUCAAUCCC
Pieris rapae (cabbage white) is the source of this 2103-nucleotide messenger RNA. RefSeq names its product octopamine receptor beta-2R (gene OAR2). The transcript has 7 exons. Lineage: Eukaryota; Metazoa; Arthropoda; Insecta; Lepidoptera; Pieridae. The record is from RefSeq and is a predicted model, not a curated record. Gene Ontology annotation, molecular function: octopamine receptor activity. Gene Ontology annotation, biological process: adenylate cyclase-activating adrenergic receptor signaling pathway. Gene Ontology annotation, cellular component: membrane. Bases 379 to 1542 code for a protein of 387 amino acids.